CCCGACGGCCGGUCAUUUCACGCGGAGAAAUUCGAUCGACGCGAGCCAGGCUCGGGGAACGUUCGACGAACAGGAGUCAACGAUCUGAAGUCGAAGAGAAGUUGAAGAUGAAGAGCAUCCUGUUGGUGUGCGUGUGUUCGUUGCUAAUCGGCGUACAGGCCAUUGGUAGAUACAGAGGACUAGAGUUUUUAGAGCCUUGCUCCAGGAGGGACUACAACGUCGAGAAUUGUCUCGCUAGAUCGGCCAACGCACUCACCGAACACUUUCGUCAUGGUUUACCGCAAUUAGGCUACCCAGAGGUAGAGCCGAUCAUCCUCGACGAGCUUCACAUCGCGCUCGGCGGUGGUCCGGAUGGAUACAGAGCGCAGUUCAAGAACAUCACGGCGAGGGGAGUCUCCACGUUACGGGUGACUGGUUUGAGGGCUAGAAUAUCGGAGGACGAGGUUCAAUUGCAAUUAGCCCUCAGCAUUCCGAAGAUCAGAGCUGCCGCCAAGUACAGAUCCAGCGGUACCUUGCUCCUGGUGAAAGCCAGCGGCGCUGGUGACUAUUGGGGCGAAUACGAAGGUGUAAAGGCGAAAGUGUUUAUCAGGGCAAAGCCAUUCGUAGUUCAAGGUCGUAAUUAUUUGAGGUUGCAGCAGCUGAAGAUGGACUUCAGUGUGCAGAAUAUUAAGAUGGGCGUCGAAAAUGUUCGUGAUAGCAACGCCAUAAUUCUGGCGGCAUUGAAUCUCUUCAUUAAUACUAAUAGCCAAGAAUUGUUAAAAGAGAUGAAACCUGAUCUGAGGAGGAAGUUAGUUCAAGUAAUGACCAGCUUCGUCGAGAGGAUUUUUGCUCAGGUACCAUACGACGCAUGGAUCAUCGACUAAACGGACCGAAAUGGCGUCUCAUUAAUUCGCUGGUAACCAUUUAGCAAAGAAGAAUGACCAAAUAUUUUCCGUCGACUGAAAAAAUAAGAAGUUCAUGGAAGACGAAUGAUUAAAUAACAAGAAUAUUAUUUCCAUCUCGUUUAUCUCUUUCAAGAAGUAUUUCUCGAUUUAAGAGCAACCAAAAUUAAUUUUUAUAAAUUAAUCUUACAUAAAACUGAAGGGUAUUAAAUAAAAUUAGGCUAUUGAGAAUCAUAGUGGUGCAGUCUACUUUUAGUUUUCCUAAGGUAGUGUCUGGUGUUAAUUUCACUAGAAGGUAAUUAUAUUUUCCAAGUCGUGGCAACGUGUUGUACUGUAAAAUAGAGUCUUAACUAAAUUGUUUUAUCGUUAAAUUAUAUUUUAAUUAUAUUUAUUGUCAUAAAUAUUAUUAAACGAAGAUGCAAAAUGAAUCGUGUUAUUACGACAAAUUGAGGGUAAGAGAAUACACAGAAUGCACAUAGUACACAAAAAUGUACGAAUACAAUAGUUCUUGCAAAUACUCAACAAAUCUCUAUCUGGAUUUUACUUUUUUCAUUAUUUUCAAAAAAAAUACAAAUUUGCAUAAAAAUUCGUGGUCUAGUUAAUUAAUCAAAAAUUUACAAUAACUCGGGUUAAGAAUGUUAAAGAAGAAACCGAAGAUACGCUUAAAAAUUGAAAUACAAGACGAAUAAAAGUUCUCGAAAUCUUAACUCACACCAUUAUAAUUUUCACUCUGCCAAAUUAAUUGAUAACGUGAAAUUAAAUUGGUUGUAAAGUUAGUUGGUUGAAUUAGUUACGAUGUAACAACGCGCAGAAUUAAGAAUUGUCUCGUUGUCUUCUAUUCUAAUUCGAAAAUUAACACGUAUUACAACGUGAUAAACACGUGCUUUGAUAUCGUUUGUGUCAUUUAUUCGUUUAUUCGUGUAUUGCAAGUGUAAGAGUGUUGCAGACAUUUUGUAAAUGUGUGUGUGUGUGUGUGUGUGUGUGUGUGCGCGCGCGUGUGACACUGGCAAGAAGUGGAUGAUUUACAAUAUUGAAUCUUAAAUACUGCGUUAUAACUAUGUUUAGCAUAUGUACUCGUGUACUCAUUGAUUGCUCUAUUAUGACUAACUGAAGAAUGAAAAUAAUGGAGGUUGGAUCAUUGCUUGAUAUUUUACCGCUCCGAUUCACUAAUUUUCCUCCAUUUUCAUUUUUCAGUUUAUAUCACUCUCUACAUUAUAUAUAUAAUAUAUGUUUUAUAUCUUGCUUA
Molecule: messenger RNA, 2127 nt
Organism: Frieseomelitta varia
Lineage: Eukaryota; Metazoa; Arthropoda; Insecta; Hymenoptera; Apidae
Gene: Jhbp2
Product: protein takeout-like
Exons: 4
Coding region: 108-863 (251 amino acids)
Source: RefSeq, a predicted model, not a curated record